AUGAACCUUCACCAGUGCCUGCUGGGCAACAAUGGGCAUAUGCGCUUGGUUCAGUAAGUGGGACGACUCUCCGAGGGCUGGGCAGGGGUGGCACAGAGGAAUUCGAGGCAUUCCCUCUGCUUCUCUCCAUUGAUGAACCCUUUCCCUCCCUUCCAGGUCAGUGAAUAAUUUCCUGAUGACUGGUCCCAAGGUAAGUGCGUUUCCUUUGAUCUGUGUUUCUAAUUCCAACAAGCCAAAAUCGGCUGGGAAUCAGGCUUGUUUCCAGCCUCCCAGGUUUGCUAAGGUUUGGACAGGGGCUCCCUGCACUCUCUGUCUCUUGAGUGCCGAAUCUUAAGCACAAAAAGCAAGGAAAGAAGCUGUUUUUCUCUUUUACUAAAGAGUUCAGGGCAGUAUUCCCCGUCCCCCGUCCCCAAAUUCUAUCUUCCCAACAUCCCUGUCCAAGGCAAUCCAAAGAGGUUUAUGGCUGGGCAGGUUUCAGAGAUUUGAAUCCAAGUUGCUAAAGUCCAGAUUCAACUCUUCUACACCAUAGUAGCUGAGGCCUUGAACUUUACGCAUAGUGCUAAGCAGUGCUAUUUUUCUAGAAAAAGAGGUGCCGGAACUCACCAUGAAUGCUUCCCUUGUUCUCUUAUAAUGGCAAUGGCACCCACCUGAGAGAUGCUGAAAAAAGCUCUGGUGCUAGGGUUACCAGUUUGCUGGCUUUUUUGGUUAUUAUUUUAUUGGUCCCUAUUCUUGCACCUUUCAUGUAUUAGGGACGCGGGUGGCGCUGUGGGUUAAACCACAGAGCCUAGGACUUGCCGAUCAGAAGGUCGGCGGUUCGAAUCCCCGUGACGGGGUGAGCUCCCAUUGCUCGGUCUCUUCUCCUGCCAAGCUAGCAGUUCAAAAGCACGUCAAAGUGCAAGUAGAUAAAUAGGUACCACUCCAGCGGGAAGGUAAACGGCAUUUCCGUGCACUGCUCUGGUUCGCCAGAAGCGGCUUAGUCCUGCUGGCCACAUGACCCAGAAGCUGUAUGCCGGCUCCCUUGACCAAUAAAGCAAGAUGAGCGCCACAACCCCAGAGUCGGUCACAACUGGACCUAAUGGUCAGGGGUCCCUUUACCUUUACCUUAAUGCUAAUUUCCAUGCUGUGGAAUUGCUCUGCUUUCCUUUGGACCAAAUCAGCGAGGCUGAGGGUGGGGGGUCUUGUCGUCUGAGCAGCCCAGGACCUCCAGACACACUUGUUCCCCAGGAAGGUCACUUCUGUGUUGCCAACACAGUGAUUUACCCCCGGAGGCGCACUCCAUUCUCUCUCAAGACAGACAAAUGCCAACAACAGCCAUGUUGAGGGGCGUGUGGAAGCAUCACCUGAUCGAGCCCAGAGAUGUCAAGUAUAAAAUGGAGCAGGUCAACAUAUAAAUGCAAUCUAGCAAAUACAAGAACAGUUCCUUGAGCUAACAGCCUCAUAAGCUUCUUGAGUUUUAGUGGCCUAGCAUGGGGGGACCCACAGGGGCAGUUUCCCUGGCGUCAAAAUGGUCAGGGGCACAAAAUUGCAACACCCGGCACUGCCUCAAUACUUCUGUUGCUGAGCUCUGUUGAAAAUGGCUUCUCCAGGCAAACCAGGAAGUGGCAUCUCAAGACAACAGAACAACUCUUCUUAUUUCUCUAGUCGCAAUCUCCUGGGUGAUGUUCCGAGCGCUGGCAUUUUGCUACAAAAACCUGCUUAAUCUUUUAGAUACAGGAGUGAGGGUCAGACAGAGGCAGUAAAAGUCGAACAUAGUGGUGGUUGGGACAGUUAGAGUGAAAGACGGAUGGAACUGAGAGAGAAGAGUGUGACAGUGUGAGAUAGUGCCACAUCUAGUUAAGGGCGCACAUCUGAGAAACCGUUCUGAACAUAUUUAAAACUUGUUUGUUCUUCAAUAAACUUUAAUCUUCAUUGUUGACUUUACAACCUGACUGAGACUCAGAAGAAACCUGGUUGGUGGCAGCAGAAGAAUAAAGCAGUGGUGUACAGGUCAAUAGUCAGUAAAACGACUGGGGGCUCUGAACAAACACCACAAAAUUGGGCUCUCCCCACCUGUGUAUUCUGCAACAGUGCAUUGGCGGUAGAUUUAUUUUGCUUUCGUGUGUUCUGCAGUGCUUCCUCAAUGCUUCCACAUUAUUGCCUUCUGGAGGGGCAAUAGCGGAACGAAAGCAAAACAAAAUAAAGUGGUACCUCUACUUACGUUCACCUCUGGUUAUGUAUCGUUUGGGAUAUGUACACAGCAAACCCAGAAAUAUUUUUCUGGGUUUCGCCACACGCACAUGCGCAGAAGCGCUCUACGUGCCACACACAUGUGCAGAAGCACUAAACCGCACCACACGCAUGCGCAGAAGUGGCACCUCCAGGUAAGCACACCUCGGGAUCCAUCUGGAGCUCCAGAAUGGAUCCCCUGCAAAACAGGAGGUACCACUGUAAAGAAACGAGAACAUUUGCGGCAUAAAAUUUACCAGAUUUCUUAUGCGAUAUGCCCUGAUUUGGAAGCGAAGCAGUGUGACUCCCCCAAAAAAAGUUUGCAGAUGCAAACAGUAUUAAAAGUGGAUUGCAUGUGACCAUUCCUGUAGCAUCUUAAGCACAAAAAUUCCUGGGUGCCUAAUAAGAAGGAGAUUUGAAGGGGCCCUUUGGCUGUAAUCCUAUGCACACUUACUUAGGAGUAAGCCCCAUUGAAGCUGCUCUGCCGGUCCGUCUGUUGCAGCAAAAGCAAACACAGCUGCCUGCCUUGAAGACUUUGAAUAGGGCUUCCUCCACCGAUACUGUUUCAUAGAGGAAAACACCAUAUUGAACUUGGCCCCCUGAAGUAAAAGGAAGGAAUGGAAAGGGGGUGGGGAGUUGAGGAGGGGGCCAAACAUCUGAAGAGUCUAGAUAAAAGUCUGGCUGUACUUGACAGGUUUGCUGUUUGGGGGCUGGGCUGGGAGGUGGAUUAAGAAGCUGGGAGAAAGCAUGAUCCAAGUGGGAAGUUAGCAAACGACACAAACGAGAGGCUCUGCAGUUCUCAACAGUGUGGGGUCUGGCUCAGCCAUGCAGUUAGCACAUAGACCAGGUCAGGGAAAGCCCAGCACAUAGACCAGGUCAGGGAACCUGCAAAAAGAAAACGGGAGCAAACUAACUAAAACACAAAACAAAUGAACAAAACACCUAUGUGGUAAAUGGUGGUAUUGAUCCUGAUCCAAAGGGUUCCAUAUUCUACUGGUCCUUCUUCAGGGAAGUUGAGAGAACAGUAAUUCAAAGUCCCUAUGUGCUGCUAGAGACCCUGUUUUCCAGGGACGGUCCUGGAUAUACAGAAGCCGUCCCAGUUUUUUAUUUGAUCCUGGAAUGUCCCACUUUUCUUUAGGACGUCCCUAUUUCCAUUGGAGAAAUAUUGGAGGGUAUGUGCUGGCCCUUCUAUCUCUUACCCAGAGGAGACAGAAGAGCUAGCACAUCCAGAUUUCGAAUUCCUCUUAUUUGAAAUUCCUGAGGAAGGACCAGUAGGGUCUGAUGCGCAUUGGCUCAAUAAGCCCUUUCCCUCUCUGUCCUGCUGCUUUUUUGCUUUUAUUUCCAGGUCAGGCAAAGCAGCCUUCUGUGCCAGAACUAGUGCUGGGCUGCGGUGCACCAUAAAAUCUUAGAAUCAUAGAACUGUAGAGUUGGAAAAGACCCCGGGGUCCUUUGUUCCAACGCCCUGCAAUGCAUAAAUCUCAGCUAAAGCAUCCACGACUCUCCAAUUUCUUGUACGUUUUCCUCUCCUGUGAUUGAGACUUCGAUUUGUCUGCCUCAUUCUGAGGGCACUUGAACAUUUCUUGGCUGAAAUUUGGGUCGUCGUGGGGUUUUGAACUUACCUCAGUGUCAUGUUUAAACAUUUCUCCAGCCUCCCUAAACUGACCGCACUGCCUGAUCUGAAAAAAAAACCCAACUUAUCUCCCUCCCAACCACAGGAAUUUCACACACACCCCAACACUCUCCUCUGCAAUUAUUAUUUUGUUAUUAAUAAUUAAAUUUCUCUACCGCCCUUCAUCCGAGGAUCACCAGGAUGGAGAAAAACUGGGAUAAAUUUUCAGCACAGCCCUGAAAAUUCAACGUCCUUUUUUUCAAUGCAAGGAAAAAAGAAGGCACUUAAGACCCAGUUCAAAGGAAGAAAAUCCUCUUGGUAAUCUAAAGGAGGAGUAGCAGGCGAGACAUUCCGAAAGCCCUGGAAUGAGUGGUUUAGGAAGCUGCACUUUCUCAUUUUAGUACUUUAUAUUCAGAUCAUGCCCUGUUUCGCCUUUUCAGCUUCUAAUGGAAUUGUUUGUUGAAUUCGUCGCUUACUGGUUGAAUGUUAAAUAUGGAAGAUGUCACCAAAUUCACUGUACAAUCUUAUCUCUGUCGACUCGAACCCUGGACACAGUCAGACAAGUCUCCUGGACUUGAGCACAUAGCCACGCACUUCCUGGGCCUCCCAGGAGACAAUGAUGCUAAGUCCCAUUUUGCUGCUGAGGAUACAAAUAGGGUUUCCUUUGUCAGGCAAGGAUUGAACUCUUAGAGGGAGGUUUCAAAGGCAUGGCAAUCUCUGCAUGUCCCCUUGUGGAAGCUCCUCUUUUGCCCUUUCCUCCCUGCAGGCAUACCUCAUCUAUUCCAGCAGCGUUGCGGCCGGAGCACAGAGUGGGAUUGAGGAAUGCAAGUUCCAGUUUGCUUGGGAUCGCUGGAACUGCCCAGAGAGAGCUUUGCAACUCUCCAGCCACGGAGGACUGCGUAGUGGUAAGAAAAUGUCAGGAGGGUUGCCCGGAGCCUUCUGGCGAACCAGAGCAGCACACGGAAACGCCGUUUACCUUCCCGCUGGUACCUAUUUAUCUACUUGCACUUUGAUGUGCUUUCGAACUGCUAGGUUGGCAGGAGCAGGGACCGAGCAACGGGAACUCAUCCCGUCGCGGGGAUUCGAACCGCCGACCUUCUGAGCGGCAAGUCAUAGGCUCUGUGGUUUAACCCACAGUGCCACCCACGUCCCUUGCCUGAAGUGACCCCCCCAAACGGGUCCCCCCUUAACUCAAGUUGGUCCAGCACCAAAGCUGGUCAAAUUAUUUUAAGCCCCUGAGGUAGAAAACCCCACAAGCACCUCCCUCCCUCUCUGGCAAUACAAAUAUGAUGGCAAUGCAUUAAAUAACUAACAAUUUGCAACCAGCUCAUGACACCCAGGAAACUGCCUCGCUCAGUCUAAAGAUAGGACCAGCCCCAUGGGAGCUGUUAAGGGGAUUUAAGGAUGCUUUUAACUCCAGAGUUUAUGUGCCCUUUUAAAGACGCAGUCACCCAAGGAAGAAGCUUUUAUGAUCUCACAACCAUCACUGACAUAAUCUAGUUCCCUGGCAAUUGAUCUAUCUAUUACACAACAGGGGAGCUGAGGAGAAAAAGCUAUGGCCAACCGCUGCUUUAGCCAAAUAUGUGCUUUUCUUCCUGGGGGUACGCAGGGGUAUGCAGAACCCUUAACAUUUUGUGAAUCUAAUGGGGAAGAAACAAUUUUUAAAAUUAAAAAAUAGUUUCUUCUCUAGCACGGUGAAUUGUCAGUUCCGUUGUUACUACCUCUGAUUGUUGUUACCACCUUCAUUCCUUUCCAGGUGUUUCCUGAGUCGCAUACAGAAGCGAGCGUCAGGGGUCAGCAAACUUUUUCAGCAGGGGGCCGGUCCACUGUCCCUCAGACCUUGUGCGGGGCCGGACUAUAUUUUGAAGGGGAAAAAAUGAACGGAUUCUUAUGCCCCACAAAUAACCCAGAGAUGCAUUUUGAAUAAAAGCACACAUUCUACUCAUGUGAAAACACCAGGCAGGCCCCACAAAUAACCCAGAGAUGCAUUUUAAAUAAAAGCACACAUUCUACUCAUGUACAAACACGCUGAUUCCCGGACCGUCCCCGGGCCGGAUUUGGAAGGCGAUUGGGCCGGAUCCGGCCCCCGGGCUUUAGUUUGCCUACCCAUGGUUUAAUGUGUGAAGCAGUGUGGAAUGUGGACGUGUGGUGUUUUGCUGAUUAAAGUUUGAUUUCAUUGAAGGUCAGUCUUUCAAAAUGAGUAAUGCACGUUCUUUGUACUUUUGUCCAUUUACUGUAUUCAUUUCCCCCGAUUUGAACUAUAAGAUGGUGAUUUUCUUGAGUCAAAAUGAGAGUACCCCUAAAUGUGUUUUUUUAAAGGAAAAAAGGGCUGUGGUUACCAAAUCCGGCUGCUUUGCUUAUCUUUGCACAUCUGUACCUCCAGCUGUGACCUAUCAGCGGCACUGCCACCCGAGAGAAAUGUAGAGAACCAAAAGCCAAACAGUACGCUCUGUGUAUUGUUUUCUCUAACAGGUUUGGUUUUUUUAGUGCAAUCUAGAUGGCUUCAAGGGUGGCGCUGUGGGUUAAACCACAGACCCUAGGACUUGCCGAUCAGAAGGUUGGCGGUUCGAAUCCCCGCGACGGGGUGAGCUCCCGUUGCUCUGUCCCUGCUCCUGCCAACCUAGCAGUUCGAAAGCAUGUCAAAAGUGCAAGUAGAUAAAUAGGUUCCGCUCUGGCGGGAAGGUAAACGGCGUUUCCAUGCACUGCUCUGGUUCGCCAGAAGUGACUUAGUCAUGCUGGCCACAUGACCUGGAAGCUGUCUGCAGAAAAAAGCCGGCUCCCUCGGCCUAUAGAGCGAGAUGAGCGUGCAACCCCAGAGUCAUCUGCAACUGGACCUCUAACCAUCAGGGGUACCUUUACCUUUACCUUAAAACAUUUUUUUUCAAUUCAGUAUGGAUCAUUUCCCAAUACAGUACUCUUUCAUCCUUUUACAAGUCCAAGUUUCAGCCUUACUGUUCAGGAUGCUCCAAAUCACAGGAGCUGCUGCCGUAUCCUGUCUUGCACCUCCUUUAGUUUCCUUUUUCCUGUGUCUUCGUUUGACAGCAAACCGAGAAACAGCCUUUGUCCAUGCGAUCAGCUCCGCUGGAGUCAUGUACACACUGACACGCAAUUGCAGCCUUGGCGACUUUGACAACUGUGGAUGCGAUGAUUCACGCAACGGGCAACUUGGUAAGGACUCUUGUGUAGGGUUGCCAUAUUUCAAAAAGUAAAAAAACCAGGACAUCCCAAAAGUUGUAGAGCUUUUUCAAUUCGCUUGCCUAAGAUCCAGGACAAAGUGCUGCCUUUUGGAACCCCGCCCCCCCCCAUCGAUUCUGCCUUUGAAAUCCAAGUCAUGUCUGGAAAAAUCCGGACGUAUGGCCACCCUACUCUUGUGACCAUUCUUAUUGCAAGAGAAGCAAAACUGCCAAUCCAAACAUAAUAUUUCUUGCCCUUCUCUACGUCCUCGCUUUAUUAGAAUCAUAGAUCAGAGUUGGAAGGGUCCCUGAGGAUCCUGUAGUUUAUAUGUAGCUUUCCCAUAUGGGGAUCAAACCUGUGACCUUGCUGUUAUCAGCACCAUGCUCUAACCAACUGAGCUAGAAAACUGUGCAGAAUUGAUUCUCCCCUAUCAGUGCUAUGGCAGUGAGUGCAAUCCUAUGUGUGUCCAUUCAGAAGUCAGUCCCUCUGAAUUCAGUGGAAAUUAUUCCCACCAGGUUACAUAGGACUGUAGCUUCAGUAUUCUGCAAGAAAUGGUGUAUUUUCAUAGAAUCCUAGGGAUGGGAGAAAAACCUUGGAGGUGAUCUAGUUCAACCUCCUGCACAAUUCAAUGCACUCACUCAGACAACUUGAAACCGUCGCGGCUUUUUCCAAAGAAUCCCAGGAACUGUGGUUUAUUAAGGGUGCUGAGAGUUUGCGAGGAGUCGCCUAUUUCCCCUUGGAAAGAUACAAUUCCUGGAGUUCCCCACAAAAUGGGUUUGAUUGUUAAACCACUCUGGGGGUUGUGGAAUUUGUUAUUGCCCCUAAAACAAAUCUCGUUAUUGAGAAUCCAGCUCUUUUCUGGCUGCAGCUGUAACACUCACCAUGAGGAUGAAAGGACUGAAAGAAGCUUGCCUGCCUCUUGACUCCAUAUACCGUAUUUUUCGCUCUAUAAGAUGCACCAGACCACAAGACGCACCUAGUUUUUGGAGGAGGAAAACAAGAAAAAAAAUAUUCUGAAUCUCAGAAACCAGAACAGUGAGAGGGAUCGCUGCACAGUGAAAGCAGCAAUCCCUCUUGCUGUUCUGGCUUCUGGGAUAGCUGCGCAGCCUGCAUUCGCUCCAUAAGACGCACACACAUUUCCCCUUACUUUUUAGGAGGGAAAAAGUGGGUCUUAUAGAGCAAAAAAUACGGUAUCUGAUGACAUCUCUCUCUCUCUCUCUCUCCAACAGGAGGACAAGGGUGGCUGUGGGGCGGCUGCAGCGACAACGUGGGCUUUGGGGAGGCCAUUUCAAAGCAGUUUGUGGACGCACUUGAGACAGGGCAGGACGCCAGAGCAGCGAUGAACCUGCAUAACAAUGAGGCAGGCAGAAAGGUAACGACACAUUUUCCACCUAUGGCAAAUGAAAAAGAUUGAAGGAGGAGAUGGGUAUCCUUUAGCCUUCUUCCUGAUGAGGUAGCCUCCUCUGGAGCAGCCAAUUCAGAUGGAUGGCUUGAUACAGAGAAACACUUUGGCAAGUUUCCUGAAGGCUCCAGAAUUUAAUGUCAGCAGGUUUGCCAUUCAUAAAUUUCUGUCGAAAUUGGAAGGAAGACUCUGACCACCGAUGGAACAGUUUUGCAAAACAGUUGCAAAGUACCCCCUCCCUUUCAGGUAGAAAAUUAUGAUCCAUUUCCGUCAAAAGUCUUCUAGUUCUAGAUACUGAACUCGCAGGACACGGGUGGCGCUGUGGUCUAAACCACUGAGUCUCUUGGGCUUGCCAAUCGGAAGGUCGGUGGUCUGGAUCCACUCGACGGGGUGAGCUCCUGUUGCUCUGUCCCAGCUCCUGCCAACCUAGCAGUUCAAAAGUACGCCAGUGAAGUAGAUAAAUAGGUACCGCUGUGGCGGGAAGGUAAACAGUGUUUCCAUGCGCUCUGGUUUCCGUCACAGUGUCCUGUUGCACCAGAAGCGGUUUAGUCAUGCUGGCCACAUGACCCAGAAAGCUGUCUGUGGACAAAAGCCAGCUCCCUUGGCCUGAAAGCGAGAUGGGCGCUGCAACCCCACAGUUGCCUUUGACUGAACUUAACCGUCCAGGGGUCCUUUACCUUACCUUUUUACUGAACUUGGGCUGGGGAGUGGCCAGUGCCGGAUUUACGUAUAAGCUAAAUAAGCUAUAGUUUAGGGCCCCACUGUCUUGGGGGCCCCAAAAAAAUUUAAAGGAAAAAAAGUGGAUGUACAUUUCCAAAAUAUAAGAUAAAAAGCAAUUGCUUUGAUAAAAUACAUAUUUUGUUAUGUGCAAAUGGCUUGAGAUAACUAUUAGGUACAGAAUUGACCAUAUAGCAUAUAUUCAACACAAAAAACAGUGGCAAUUCGUUGUUGACAAAGGGCAUAUAAAGGGUCCCAUUACCUUCAGUAGCUUAGGGCCUCAUCAAACCGAAAUCCGGCCCUGGGAUUGGCUUCCGGUCCACCUGGCCUUCAUAGAAUCAUAGAAUCAUAGAGUUGGAAGAGACCACAAGGGCCAUCGAGUCCAACCCCCUGCCAAGCAGGAAACACCAUCAGAGCACUCCUGACAUAUGGUUGUCAAGCCUCUGCUUAAAGACCUCCAAAGAAGAAGACUCCACCACACUCCUUGGCAGCAAAUUCCACUGUCGAACAGCUCUUACUGUCAGGAAGUUCUUCCUAAUGUUUAGGUGGAAUCUUCUUUCUUGUAGUUUGGAUCCAUUGCUCCGUGUCCGCUUCUCUGGAGCAGCAGAAAACAACCUUUCUCCCUCCUCUAUGUGACAUCCUUUUAUAUAUUUGAACAUGGCUAUCAUAUCACCCCUUAACCUCCUCUUCUCCAGGCUAAACAUGCCCAGCUCCCUUAGCCGUUCCUCCUAAGGCAUCGUUUCCAGGCCUUUGACCAUUUUGGUUGCCCUCCUCUGGACACGUUCCAGUUUGUCAGUGUCCUUCUUGAACUGUGGUGCCCAGAACUGGACACAGUACUGCAGGUGAGGUCUGACCAGAGCCUUCUUGCAUGGCAUUCCCUCUUGUCUUUUCCUUCCUCUCUAGGCAGUGAAAGGGACCAUGAAGAGGACCUGCAAAUGCCACGGAGUAUCCGGCAGCUGCACCACGCAGACCUGCUGGCUGCAGCUGCCCGAGUUUCGAGAAGUAGGGACCUACCUGAAGGAGAAGUACCACAAAGGCCUGAAAGUCGACUUGCUCCAAGGGGCAGGCAACAGUGCCGCCAGCCGGGGGGCAAUUGCAGAAACCUUCAGCUCCAUCUCCAAGAAGGAGCUGGUCCACCUGGAGGACUCCCCUGACUACUGCCUGGAGAACAAGACUCUGGGCUUGCUGGGGACGGAGGGCCGGGAGUGCCUGAAGAGGGGCAAGGCUUUGAGCAAGUGGGAGAAGCGCAGCUGUCAGCGUCUGUGCGGGGACUGUGGGCUGGCCGUGGAGGAGCGGCGAGCCGAGAUGGUGUCCAGCUGCAACUGCAAGUUCCACUGGUGCUGCGCCGUCCGGUGCGAGCAGUGCCGCAAGCGCGUCACCAAAUAUUACUGCGUGCGCAAGGAGAAGCGGGAACGUGGUGGGGGCAGCGCGGCCUCCCGCAAACUCAAGAGGAAGCAGCCCUAA
This is a messenger RNA of Podarcis lilfordi (Lilford's wall lizard), 10571 nucleotides long. NCBI's taxonomy places the organism in Eukaryota, Metazoa, Chordata, Lepidosauria, Squamata, Lacertidae. The record is from the annotation of a GenBank genome assembly.